GAAGUCAGGCGGAGAACAGCGAAGUCUCCGUGAUUGUAAGUGAACUUAGAAAUGGCGGCGUCCGUGUGCCGAGUCGGGAGCACCGUGGGUCGAGCCCUCGCCAAAACACGCAGUCCCAUCCUGCUGUCUCUGAGGCGUGGACAGGCAUCUGUCAGCUAUGCCCAGAGCCUGGUGGGGGCCCCAGAAACCCGACUUACUGCCCUGGACAAUGGCUUGAGGGUUGCAUCCGAAGAGACUGGACAUGCUACAUGCACUGUUGGACUUUGGAUCGGGUCUGGUAGUCGCUAUGAGAAUGAGAAGAACAAUGGUGCUGGCUUUUUCUUGGAGCACAUGGCUUUCAAGGGAACAAAGAAGCACCCUCAGACAGCCCUGGAACAGCAGGUGGAGUCCAUGGGUGCUCACCUGAGUGCUUACACCUCCAGGGAGCACACUGCGUACUACAUGAAAACCAUGUCCAAAGACCUGCCUAAAGCUGUGGAGCUGCUGUCAGAGGUGGUGCAGAACUGCUCAUUGAAUGAGGCAGAUAUUGAGCAGCAGAGGGCCGUGGUGCUGCGUGAACUGGAGGAGGUUGAAGGAAACCUGCAGGAGGUCUGCCUGGAUCUGCUGCAUGCCACAGCCUUCCAGGGCACUCCCAUGGGACACAGCGUGUUUGGACCCUCUGGGAAUGCCAGGACUCUUACACGCCAGGAUCUGGUGGACUACAUCAACAUCCACUACAAGGCCCCUCGCAUGGUCCUCGCUGCUGCUGGAGGUGUUAACCACGAUGAGCUGGUCAACCUGGCCAAAACCCACUUAGGUGGAGUGUCAUUUGAGUAUGAAGGCGAUGCCGUCCCCAUCUUGUCACCCUGCCGAUUCACAGGCAGUGAGAUCCGUGUGCGUGAUGAUGGUUUGCCUCUGGCACACAUUGCCAUCGCUGUGGAGGGAGCGAGUGCUACCAGCCCAGACAUUGUACCGCUCAUGGUGGCUAAUGCAGUCAUUGGCAGUUAUGACCUCACCUAUGGAGGUGGAAAGCAUCUCAGCAGCCGUCUGGCUCGUCUGGCGGUGGAUGAGAACCUUUGUCACAGCUUCCAGGCCUUCCACUCCUCCUACAGUGACACCGGCCUGUUGGGAAUCUACUUUGUGACUGAUAAGCUCCACAUCGAUGACAUGAUGCACUGGUCCCAGAACGCCUGGAUGAACCUGUGUACCACUGUGACUGAGAGUGAUGUAGCCAGAGGCAAAAACGCUCUGAAGGCCAGCCUGGUUGGACAGCUCAAUGGAACAACGCCAGUUUGUGAUGACAUUGGCAGACACAUCCUGACCUAUGGCCGCCGUAUUCCUCUGUCAGAGUGGGACGCUCGCAUCGAUGCUGUGACCCCCAGGAUGGUGCGUGACGUCUGCUCCAAAUACAUUUACGACAAGUGUCCCGCUGUAGCAGCUAUUGGUCCCAUUGAGCAGCUACCGGACUACAACAGAAUGCGCAGUGCCAUGUACUGGCUCAGGUUUUAAGAUAAGUUAUUGUGUCGCGCCAUGUGUCCCAGAUAUGCUCCUUGUCCUUCUCCUCAACAUUUCCGUCUGCAAAAGAGAACACUCGAGGAAUGUCCACAAUUCAGGUCGACGGCAUCAUCAGCCUCUCUCUUAUCCCGCCCACUGAUCAGUCGAAUGAGAGGAGCAGCCGGUCUGAGUGUUGAAACUACACAUCUUGUACCUUUAGUUUUUCUGCACAGGUCCUCGUCACACAGUGCUGUCGUGCAGAGGGGAGGGGGAGAGUGUGGUGGGAGUUCGAAUAUUAAAUAAUCAUUUAUUGUCACAUCAGAAACAGGUGCAGUUAGUGCUGACUACAACCAAUUUUGGGGCAACAGUAUAUUUAUAAUUACUGUAACGUUUUGUUUCUGUCUGAUAUUGUACAUAACAGAAGCUCUCAUUCCGACAAAAAUAAAAUAUUCUGACAUUGA
Sphaeramia orbicularis (orbiculate cardinalfish) is the source of this 1934-nucleotide messenger RNA. RefSeq names its product ubiquinol-cytochrome c reductase core protein 1 (gene uqcrc1). Gene Ontology annotation, cellular component: mitochondrion. The transcript is spliced from 13 exons. NCBI's taxonomy places the organism in Eukaryota, Metazoa, Chordata, Actinopteri, Kurtiformes, Apogonidae. Gene Ontology annotation, molecular function: metal ion binding. Bases 52 to 1488 code for a protein of 478 amino acids. The record is from RefSeq and is a predicted model, not a curated record.